CUUUCCAAGUCAUGUCGCAGCGCUGGGGUGCUCUGACGCUCGUUGUCAGCGCCACGCUGUUGCUGAUGAUUGCAGCGACUGCCAUUGUCACCCAGCCAGGCGCACUCUCUGGCUCGAGCUCACCGACAGAGACAGGCCAGCUGCAGCAGGACGCCAACAAGGCAGCAGCGCCACUAUUGCACCAGCAGCUCAAGCGAUCGCCCAAGCGGGCCACCGACAUGCACUCUGGAUUGAAUGAUGGCAUUGCUCGAGCACCCAACACGCAACCCCAAGACCAAGACCAAGACCAAGACCAGCCUGGUGCUCAUGAUGCGAGCAAACUGACUACUCGCGACGACCUUGCGCCGGCGUGCGACAAUCCUGGCAAUGCAGGCCUCGAAAAGUUCUGCUCGGAUUUCCUCACUUCGUACAACAUCCAGGCCACGCAGCUGCGUCGGUCGUUGGCGCUGGCACAGUUUGCCUACGAGACAAACAUCACGGACGCCAAUCUCGCAGACAUGCAGGUGAUUGAGGCCAACGUGACCGCCUUCGACCAGCAGGUGGUCACUGGUCUCCGCAUCAUGCUGACGUUCGGCCAAUUGCCAGACUACUCGCCCGCGAGCGUGAAUGCCGCGUUGUGCCCAGUCACUGCACGUCAAGUCAACAAACUGUUGCUUUCGGACGUCUCCAGCAACGCCACACGCCGCGCAGAAAUCUCCUCGCUCGUCACCCAAAUGCAGCAGAUUUAUGCCACAACAACCGUGUGCCUUGGCGAUCAAACCCCGCCGUGCACCAACAACCUCGAGCCCGAGCUUGCCAGCAUUCUUGCCGACCCCUUGGCCACGCCCGCGGCCAAGCUGGAAGCCUGGCUUGGCUGGCACAACAAUGUCGGCGUUGCCGUUUCCCCGUUGUUUGCCCAGUUUGUGCAAGCGUCAAACGCAGCCGCGGUGGAGAAUGGAUUUGCCAACACUGGCGAGUUUUGGCAGUCGGGCUACGACAUGCCCGCGGCAGAUUUCGUCACCAUGAUUGACAACCUGUGGACGGACGUCCAGCCCUUGUACAACCAGCUUCACUGCCACGUUCGCCGACGACUCUCUGCGCACUAUGGAAGUGAUGUGGUGCCUCCCGAAGGCCCCAUUCCCGCGCACCUUCUCGGCGACAUGUGGGCCCAAGCCUGGUCGAACGUGGCCUCGUUUGUGCUGCCCUACCCGGACGUCGACGCACCAGACGUCACUGCGGCGCUGCUUGGCCAAGGCAAGACUGCUCUGGAGCUGCACGAGCUUUCCGAAUCCUUCUACUCGUCGCUGGGCUUUCAGCCCCUGCCCGCCAGCUUUUGGUCGCUGUCCAUGCUGGAGCGCCCUCAAGACCGCGACGUUGUCUGCCAUGCCUCGGCGUGGGACCUGGAGGAAGGCGACCUCCGCAUCAAAAUGUGCACAGUCGUGAACGAGGAAGACUUGUACGUCGUCCACCACGAGCAAGGGCACUUGUUUUACGACCAGAGCUAUGCAGCACAGCCUCCGCUCUUCCGCGAGGCGGCCAACGAUGGUUUCCACGAGGCGGUGGGCGACACCAUCCGUCUGUCUGUUUCAUCGCCACGCCACCUCGAGUUUCUGCAACUGGCAACCUUUGAAGGUCUGCCGGAGGCGGAACUCGCCCAGGUGCAGCUCAAUGCUCUGAUGGGCGUCGCGCUUGACAAGCUGGCCUUCCUGCCAUUCGGAUACAUGCUCGACAAGUGGCGCUGGCAGGUCUUUUCGGGCAGCGUUGCCCCUGAGCAGUACAACGACCUCUGGUGGCAGCUGCGCUUUGAGCUGCAAGGCGUCGCCCCUCCGAACGUGCCACGCCCCAGCAACAUUUUGGAUCCCGGUGCCAAAUUCCACGUCGCUGCCAAUGUGCCGUACGUGCGGUACUUUUUGGCGUUCGUGCUCCAGUUCCAAUUCCACGAUGCGCUGUGCAGGCUGGCUGGCUACUCUGGGCCUCUGUCAAACUGCGACAUUUACAACUCCGCCGAGGCUGGCCAUGCGUUGCGAGAAAUGCUUGCGCUCGGCUCGAGCAAGUCUUGGCCCGAAGCGCUGGAGGUGCUCACCGGCACCCAGCAGAUUAGCGUUGAGCCCAUGAUUGCCUUCUUCCAGCCCUUGCUGGAUUGGCUUGAAACUGAGAACGACGGCCAAGUCUGCACUUGGGGCGAGCUGCCCACACCAGCCACGACGGAUGUGCCACAAGCGUCCAGUGCCACUCCGGAAGCCUCCUCUGCCACGCCAGAGGUCAGUUCUGCAACACCCGAGGUCAGUUCCGCAACGCCUGAAGUCUCUUCUGCAACGCCGGAAGUCUCCUCAGCAACGCCGGAAGUCUCCUCAGCAACUCCCGAAGUCUCCUCAGCAACGCCUGACGUCUCGUCAGCAACGCCUACAUCCACAGCCGCCGCAACGAGCACCAAGCCCGCUGUCGUGCCUCCCAAGCCGAUUCGCUACGGCGAAGACCUCACUGGCCUUUGGGUCAUGAUUGCCUUUGGUGCUUCAAUGCUUGCGUUCGGCAUUGGCCGCCUCAGCUAUUAUCGUGUCAAGGCAUUUUUGCAAGCUGAACGGUACAACCGGUAUGACGACGAGCAAGCAAUUCUGGACGACGACUUGUAGGUGAUUUGUCACCCCCUUUCCUUUUGUUCGUGCAUCCCCUUGUUUUUUUUUUUUUUUUUUUUUUAAUUACGUGUUGUCACUCUGUUUCUGUGUUUGUUGAUUCGGUUUUUACAUUGUGUACUUUGGUCCGAUGGUAUGAUUUGUCUUGUACUUUUUUUGCGUCAAUUUGUUUUGUUUUUGUGUGAUACAAACAAAAAGCUCCCCC
Messenger RNA from Capsaspora owczarzaki ATCC 30864, 2814 nucleotides. Its product is annotated as zinc-dependent metallopeptidase. The record is from RefSeq and is a predicted model, not a curated record. Gene Ontology annotation, cellular component: plasma membrane. Gene Ontology annotation, biological process: proteolysis. The coding region runs from base 12 to 2609 and encodes 865 amino acids. The transcript is spliced from 2 exons. Gene Ontology annotation, molecular function: metallopeptidase activity; peptidyl-dipeptidase activity. Lineage: Eukaryota; Filasterea; Ministeriida; Capsasporidae.